Molecule: messenger RNA, 1263 nt
Organism: Toxotes jaculatrix (banded archerfish)
Lineage: Eukaryota; Metazoa; Chordata; Actinopteri; Toxotidae
Source: RefSeq, a predicted model, not a curated record
AUGCCUGAAUCACCGUCACAUGCUGGACAUCUGCACAAUGAGCCACAACAACAACACAAGUUCACUCACCGUGACGAGCUGCCACUGAACACACCGACGGUCCAGUUUAGACUCAGUCUGAGGAACAAACGGGACAUUUAUAAACGAAGACACGCCCACGGCUGUGACAAAACAGGAAACUGCUCUGCGGCCGUGCACACACCUGACAGAGUUACAGAACACACUCAGGCUCUAAGUUCAGGUGUAUUUGCUGAAAGGUUUCUGAAGAUCUGGACUGUGUCCCUGCCCAAGAAACACCACAUUUCUACAGGCGACCGACAGGGGAGCGGCUGUCAACAUGGAGCAGGGCCAACAACCUGCUCCUCAACACCUCGAAGACCAAAGAACUCAUCACAGAGACAGGAGAAAGGAAACAGAGAUCCCACCAUCAAUCAUCAGGAGAGGAGAGGAGAGGCAGACUUCUGCUUCCUGGGAGUCCACACAGAGGAGAGUCUGUCCCGGAGCGUGAACACCUCUGAGCUGCUGAAGAAGGCCCAGCAGCAUCGUGACAUACUGCGUGUGCGUACGAUGUUUAGUGACUCCUCUGCCUCCUUUAGCGAUAAUGGUAUGUGUAAUAAAUGUAUUAUUUUUACAGCAUCGGAGGCGGGGCAGAGGGAAGUAGAGGCUCGGCUCCGCACCAUAGAUAACCUCCCCGUAGCAGCGCUAGCUAGUCCGCCCCCUGUAGUUGGUCCGGACCAGCCCAGAGUAGCUUCAGCUAGCCGUUCCCCGCCAGCUCCCGAGCAGCCGGGAAGCCAGGGCGGCUGGGUGGCAGUCUGAAGAAAACAUAGCCUGAAACAACGGCCCGUGGUUCACCAGCAACCGCUACACGUUUCAAACAGAUUUUCCCCGAUCAGCGACACACCUGCUGAGGAAAACACUCUGCUUGUCGGCAGCUCCAUUUAGGGAAAUGUGAAGUGAGAGACUCCAGCGACCAUAGUGAUCAUUCCUGGAGCCAGAGCGGGCGACGCUGAAUCAUAUUUAAACUAAAGACUGCUGACUAAAGAUAAUCGUAGAUUUGGUCAGAUUGUUAUUCACGUCGGCGGUGAUGACGCCAGAUUACGCCAAUCGGAGGUCACUGACAUUAAUGUGGAAUCGGUGUGUAACUAUGCCAGAACAAUGUCGGACUCCGUAGUUUUCUCUGGACCCCUGUCCCAUCAGACCGGGUGUUGGACCCUGAUCCAGAUCCACGUCUGGAUCAGGGUGUUGGACCUGCAGUUUUACUGA